UUGGGGCGGCAGCGGCGGGAGCUACCGAGAGCGAGGAGCCUGGAAGUAAGGCGAGGGUGAGGACGCCGCUGGCGGGCCGACCUGGCCCACUCUGCGCUGCUUCCGCGGGUGAUCGAGCCGGACGACCUGGAGAGGGCUACAGCACCCGCGCUAACAUGCACAGCGCUCGGCUUGACAGCUUCCUGAGCCAGCUCCGCUGGGAACUGCUGUGUGGUCGGGACACAGGCUCACCUCCAGUGCCCGGCCCAUUGCAACCAAAACCCAAGACUGAUCCAAGUGUACAGCCCAACCGCCAGUUCAGGGCCUCAGAUGCUCUGGAAGAGGACUCCGUCUGCUGUGUGGAAGAGGAGGAGGAAGAGGAAGCCUUGGUAGCUGAAGACAGGGGUGUGCCCUUGGGAUGUCCUAGGGAGCAUGCCCUAGACUGGGACUCUGGCUUUUCAGAGGUGUCAGGCAGCACGUGGCGCGAGGAAGAGCUGUGUGUACCCCGGCGUCAAGCACCCUCAGGACGGCCCCCUCAGAGCCAGCGUGUCUCAGUCAGUGACCUCCCCCUGCGCAGCAGGGCAGCUGUAACUGGCAUAACGCCUGCCCAGCGUCCGAGGCCCAAGUCCACUCCAGAUGCUUGCCUGGAACACUGGCAGGGAUUGGAAGCAGAGGACUGGACGGCAGCCCUGCUGAACAGGGGCCGUAGUAGGCAGCCCCUGGUGCUAGGGGAUAACUGUUUUGCUGAUUUGGUUCACAACUGGAUGGAGCUGCCUGAGGCAGCCAGUGAGGGGAGUGAUGGAGGUGUACCCCGAGCCCGUGCUCGACCCCCUCAGUUCCUGCUUGGCCUCUCUGAGCAGCUUCGGCGUCGGCUGGCCAGGGCUCGCCGGGCAGCUAUGGCAGGAAAGCGACUGUCAUGCCCACCGCGUCCGGAGCCUGACCUGCCCGCGGACAUCUCACGAUAUGCAGCCCUCACGAACUGUCGCAGCCGCCAGCCUAUCAUCUAUAAUGAUGUCAGCUACCUCUGACCCUGCCCUCCAGCCAGGGACAAUAAAGGCCUUUUUCUAGAA
Molecule: messenger RNA, 1049 nt
Organism: Peromyscus eremicus (cactus mouse)
Lineage: Eukaryota; Metazoa; Chordata; Mammalia; Rodentia; Cricetidae
Gene: Inka1
Product: inka box actin regulator 1
Exons: 2
Coding region: 156-1007 (283 amino acids)
Cellular component (GO): nucleus
Molecular function (GO): protein kinase binding; protein serine/threonine kinase inhibitor activity
Source: RefSeq, a predicted model, not a curated record